This is a messenger RNA of Blastocystis hominis, 1650 nucleotides long. RefSeq lists its product as hypothetical. Bases 1 to 234 code for a protein of 77 amino acids. NCBI's taxonomy places the organism in Eukaryota, Bigyra, Opalinata, Blastocystidae. The transcript is spliced from 2 exons. The record is from RefSeq and is a predicted model, not a curated record.
AUGGAAUUUAUUGACUGUCCUCUCAUUUGCAACCGAAUAGGGAGAAUAUCACCAAAGAGCGAGGGAUCAGACAAUGUGAUCCUGCCUCCUCAAUUGAGACCAAAACGGCCCAAUGUGUUCGGAUUUUAUAUUUAUAAAGUUACUUCAGAAACUACAGACAAGUGGACAUACUGCUGCGUUAGGCAAUGGACUGCUGAAGAGCACGACUGCUACAUGCCUACAGUAGGGGAUUAAUCUUCUGAGACUAUAUUAAUAGUGGAUGAUGAACUAUCUGAACAUUCCUGAUCAUUGUGAAGUUAAGUUUACCUACGACAAUUUUGAUAUUAAAAAGGUUCACUUGUUUUUUCUUCGUUAGUCUUUAGGGAAAAUCCCUUGUUAUUCAGCCAACUGACGAGAUUUUUGCUUCCUAUUCGUCUCUUGUUGAAUUGAAGGUAUUUGCAUUCUUUCGGAGUUUCAUACAUUCAGGCAAUUCGCACCGCACUUAGCUCUUAUACCACUCUAACGAAUAACUCCCGAAUUACUCUCAACCUGGAUGGCCAAAAGUUUUCUAUCAUUAUCCGAUUAUUGGCACCCGAUUCCAAGGUUCGUACAACCGACAAGAUGCAAAUUUUGGUGAGUAAUCAGAUCUACGUAGGCAUUGAGUGUGUGUUUGAAUACAGCGAAAACAGAUUAUUGACACGAUGGACGAGUCGAAGAAGCUAGACGAUGCGUACAAAUCGAUUGAUUGAUUCGUGACCUGUAGCAACGAGAUUCAGCAGUUUGGCGAGCAGCUUCUCGAAGGGUUGUGUCCGACUUGCUAUCGAUUGCUGCAGGACUGUCGCUGCAGCGAGCUGAAAUCGAAUCCGAAGAAAGAAGACAAGGAGGUGGAAGAAGAAGCGCGACGCCUCGCUUUGGAAACGCUGCAGAAGCGAUACUGCAUGAAUUGCUUCUGUUUUAAGAAGAAUUGCAUCUGCUCUCGCUCCGAACUGAAAGCUUUUAACUCGCGAACGGCGGAUAGUAAGCAGGCUGUUCUGAGAGUGGUGUCGUUGCUUUCUUGUUAUGUAGAUGGGGGGCGAAGUGGGUGAGUAUGAGGACGAGUCGAAGGAAUUGGAGGAAGAAGACUUCGAUAUCAUGGGUAGGAGAGCGCAGGCGAGGGUGAAUGAAAGAGAUCGUCGAGCGAGAAAUGCAGAAGGAAGUCGAGGAGAAGCAAAAGAAGCGCGAGGAGGAGAAAACGGAACGGAGCGAUGUGGUCAGCGAAGAGAUAAGCGACCUGCCCCCUGAGGAAACGAGCGUAACGCAGAAAAAAGAAGCCGCUGAUUUGUAGCAGGAUGCCAACGAUUUGUCAAUCAAGAAGCCGAUGGCCAAGGAUCUGCCUGGAGAGACCGCCCUCGACCAGAAAAAGCAUACAGAAGGGGAUGUGGAGAAGACGUCUACAGAGCAGCCAGCUGCUUCCGAGGCUGACAAAGAAGAGAGGGAGAUGAAAUACACGGCGUACUAUUACUGGCCGAUUCUCCCCCAGGAGCAUUAUAAACGCUGGGAGAUCGAAAAUGCAACGAUGAUUCCGCCACCACCUCCCGAUCUGACGCCUCAGGAGCGGUUGAAAACGGUAAGGAAAAAUCUGUCUCUGUGGGCAUUAUUUAAGAAAUCGAAUCGAUAAAUGGAGAAGUAGUU